UCAUUUUACAGCUCAGCUAUGAUAAGAUAUUUUGACUUUAGUGACAACUUUAACUAACAGAUUCAAUGGACUUUUUAUUCUUUUGCCUUCUCCAUCUUAUAAUGCUUACUCUCUGUGCCCAAGAAUCAGAGACAUUGCAGAUGAUAAAACAUAAAAAUUAUGAGACUGCAGUCGUCGGAGGAAACGUGACCAUCUUCUGCAACUUGACAAGUCUGGCAAAUGUUGAGCAAAUCACCUGGCAAAAGAUCCAAGACUCUUUGCCUCAAAAUAUUGGCACUUACAGUCACAAAUACGGGGAAAAGAUCCUUCCACCAUAUGAAAACAGGCUUCACUGCAAGAUCCUGGAACCCAGCACCUCCUUCAUAACUAUCCAGGAAGUGACAUUUGAAGAUGAAGCCUGCUACAAGUGUCUGAUUAACACUUUUCCACAUGGCAGUCAUGGAGAACAAACCUGCCUUAACAUUUUAGCUGUAUCUGAGUUGGUAACUGAACUCCAAUCUGUUCCUGGCUCUGAAGAUCUCCAUAACCUUCAUUGUUCAGCUGUGGGAAAACCUGCCCCUGGAAUCUCAAUUCACCCUUCAGGAGUCAUAGUGUCCACAGAAGAGUACACUCUUCAGAACCUCAAUGCCACAGUGACUGUCACUAAAAGCUACAACAUCUCUUUGAAAACUGUGAUGUCCUUGGGUCUCCGGAACCUGGUUGUGUCCAUGACUCACCCCGUAAGACAUGAAGAGAAGAUAGUUCCUCUGCCAGUACAUCAAGAAAGUACCAAGGAUCCUUGUUUAAAUUGGAUGAUAACUGCAAUUGUAUUCAUUAUUCCAUAUAUCAUCUUUGGAGCUGUUUUCUCUAUUAAUUUCAAAAGGAAAAGACCAAAACAAUCAUGUUUACGGAAGCAGGAUGAGAGGAGCCAGGAACACCUCACGCUCUCCUGGCAGUUGUCAGAGAACAAGUCUGAAACAUCAACACAGAAGCCUAACCCACUAUCAACACGGGUGCCCACUCCACCGUCAACAGAAAAUGAGAACUUAAUGAGCCAACACCGUCAGACAGAGAUAUAAUUGUGUCCUUUGCUGUACAGAAGCUUUUUAAUUGCAAGAGAUCCCAUUUAUUAAUUAUUGAUCUUGGAGCCUAAGCUGUUGACUGCAAGGGACAAGAACUCGCUAGCUUUUUGAUGACUUCCUCCUGGCAAGACUGCCUUGCUGGGCCAGAGGUGAAGAGAACAUGUUCAGUCCUGAUGCAACUUGAUGAGCUGAGGUGAAAGGGAGCUCCCCUUUUCUGAGGAACAGGCUAAGGGGGAUGA
This is a messenger RNA of Psammomys obesus (fat sand rat), 1300 nucleotides long. RefSeq names its product OX-2 membrane glycoprotein-like. NCBI's taxonomy places the organism in Eukaryota, Metazoa, Chordata, Mammalia, Rodentia, Muridae. Gene Ontology annotation, biological process: regulation of immune response; negative regulation of macrophage activation. The record is from RefSeq and is a predicted model, not a curated record. Bases 66 to 1058 code for a protein of 330 amino acids. Gene Ontology annotation, molecular function: cell-cell adhesion mediator activity. The transcript is spliced from 7 exons.